AUAUUGAUUGCUGAUGGAAAAGUAUCAUCCAAUAUAAUGUACCGAUUCCACGACUCUACUCUACCUACCCCACGUGAUGUGAACAUACGAGGAGAAACAGACAGAGCCAUCACAAGUACUGUUCCCAGAAGAUUCGGUGGUGGGCCGGUGCCGUGACGGGGCAUUCUCCGGGCAUCCCUCUUUUUUCAUUUCAAAUGACUCGACUCCAACUCGAUCCGUUCGAAAAAGAAAAAGAUAUUAUUAGAUCAAAAGCUCAAUUAUGAAACAUUUUUAAAAAGCAGUGAAACCCUGGCAAGGAGGGUUCAGCUCCACUCAAGGAAGCUUCCCAAAAGCACUGAUUUUGAGGUCGUGCCCGCCAGAUUUUCGCUUGCUUUCUUUUAACAUUUUCCUUCCGUUUCCCGGUAACCAAACGGAGCGGAUACAGUUGAUGCGAUGUCAGCAACAAAACAAUGGCUUUUGCUUUAGUAUCCAGGCUCGCCGUUCCGUGAUUUCAUUUGGCUUUGCUACUAUUUGAUUAUUAUUAAUCUCUGUAUUAUCAUCAUCAUCAUCAUUAUUAUAUGAAUACAGAUGCUGAAAAUCGGAAGAGUUGUGGUUGACCAGCCCUAUUCAGCUUUUCUUGCGCAUUAGGUUACCUAUAUGAUUCACGUUUUUACUAAUCUUUAGCAAAACAAACAAAGGCAUUGCGUGCUGGGAAGCCACUUGGCCAGCCCUAAUAAUUCUGUAACAUCUUCUUCAAUAGCUUUCUUUCUAUGAACAAUCCACUGGUCAACGUUUCUCAGAAGGUCGGCAGUCAUUGAAUGGGUCAGCUAGACAACUACGCCGCCUCUUUUAUUAUUAGUCUUUGUUUUCAUAUUCAGUUUUCUUCCUGGAAAUUUUCCGCUUGAAUCCUAAUUCAGCUGUCAACCAUUCCAUGCUGAUAUCUCCCUCACUCCGUUUAUAUACAUCUGUGUAAUUCUUCAUCUUCCCCAAUUUCCCGAGUCAUAUAUUCUACAGAAAUCCGAGAAACUUUUCGAAUUUUGGUAUUUUAUGACAAUCAAAUUUACUCCACAUACAUUUUUCUUUUGAAUUCCUGUAAUCGGUGUAUUGAAAUUCGAUUUGAUUUGGAGUGCAGGGGAGAUCAUCCAAGUGGUUUUGAUUGAUAGAGUGAGUUAAUAUUGAGGUGUGUGGAAUUGGGAAGGAGUUGUGCAGAGAUUGCAUAGGUGAUGGGAGGGAAAAGUUCGAAACGGCGGAGUGGGAGAGAAUAUCCAUCGUUUGAAUCGUCUUCAUUCAACCACCAUGGUUACUCACAGUCACAGCCUUAUGAGGAGGCCUAUCCAGCCCAGCCAUACCACACGCCGCAGCACCACAGCCCUCCUCCACCUCGCUACUACAGCGGUGCUCAAACUCCUCACCGGCACCCCCAAUUGGACCGGCGUUACUCCAGGAUAGCUGAUAAUUAUAAUAGCUUGGAUCAGGUUACUGCUGCUCUUGCUCAAGCUGGCCUUGAGUCUUCUAACCUCAUUGUUGGUAUUGACUUCACCAAGAGUAAUGAGUGGACAGGUUCCAGGUCAUUCAAUAGGAAGAGCUUACAUCACAUUGGAAGGGGUCAAAAUCCAUAUGAGCAAGCAAUAAGUAUUAUUGGGAAGACCUUAUCUGCAUUUGAUGAGGAUAACUUGAUUCCCUGCUUUGGAUUUGGAGAUGCCUCAACACACGAUCAAGACAUCUUCAGUUUCUACCAGGACGAGAGGCCCUGCAAUGGAUUUGAAGAAGUACUGAUGAGAUACAGAGAAUUGGUUCCCAGCCUUCGACUUGCAGGACCCACCUCUUUUGCACCCAUCAUUGAAAUGGCCUCGACCAUUGUUGAGAAAAGUGGUGGCCAAUACCAUGUUUUGCUGAUAAUCGCUGAUGGACAGGUGACACGAAGCGUUGAUACACAGCAUGGCCAGCUCAGCUCUCAAGAGCAAAAGACGAUCGACGCAAUUGUAAAAGCAAGUAAGUACCCCUUGUCAAUAAUUUUGGUUGGGGUUGGAGAUGGGCCUUGGGAUGUGAUGAGGGAGUUCGAUGACAACAUCCCUGCUCGUGCCUUCGAUAAUUUCCAGUUCGUGAAUUUUACAGAAAUUAUGUCAAAGAAUGUUGAUUCAUCGAGAACACAGACAGAGUUUGCUCUUGCAGCCUUGAUGGAAAUUCCUUCCCAAUAUAAAGCAACUAUUGAUCUCAAUACACUGGGUGUAAGGAGAGGGAAUGCUCCUACUAGGGUUGCUCUCCCCCCACCCCAGUAUGGAACACCUUCUUUCAGCAGCAGCUCAAAACCUUACCACUCGAACAGUUUCCAAAAAAGCGCUGAGUCUUAUCCUGAAUAUGAGGCAGCAGUCAGCACAGGCCCAUCUUCUAAUUCUCUUUAUGAUAACAAGGUUUGCCCCAUUUGUCUCAGUAAUCCAAAGGAUAUGGCUUUUGGUUGUGGUCAUCAGACUUGCUGUGAGUGUGGAGUAGACCUCAAUUCAUGCCCCAUUUGCCGAAGCCCGAUCCAGACUAGAAUAAAGCUGUAUCAAUAAGCUAUUGUGUUCAUGUCCUUAGAUCCCCCUGCUCUCAGAUUGGAACUCUAUUUGUCUUGGCAAAUGCUCGCCAAAUGCCAAAGGCAAGGGAUGUUUUGCAUCUUGGUGAAGGUGCAUUUUGGCCUGGGACAUGAACUCCUACUGAAGAGUUACUGUAGCACUACUAGCUUUGUAUAUAUAUAUAUAUAUAUAUAUGAAACGCCAUGCCUCGAUGGAAGGAGAAAUUCCUCAGAGAUUUAUCAACCAUGACCUUCAGAAGACCGAGGAUCCCCCAUACAAUUACAUCCUUCAUUAGGAGAAGACUGUUUGGAUUGGAUUGCAUUUUGCGCGUGGACAGAGGCUUUUUAUAUUUUUUUUUUGUUCAUUCUUUUAUUGGUUUGUAUUGAAGCCGUUUUUCCCCCUCUUUGAAAUGACGAUAGUUUGCAGUGUGUGUAUAGUACAAAUUUGUUUGCAUUGUUUUGAAUUUGAUGUACAAUAACGCAUUAAGGUUUUGGAUUAUUAAAUGCAGCACGCCUCCUUGAUGUAUAGAUGUGGGGUGGUAAAGUUAUAAAUA
Molecule: messenger RNA, 3084 nt
Organism: Vitis vinifera (wine grape)
Lineage: Eukaryota; Viridiplantae; Streptophyta; Magnoliopsida; Vitales; Vitaceae
Product: E3 ubiquitin-protein ligase RGLG2
Exons: 12
Coding region: 1203-2531 (442 amino acids)
Biological process (GO): protein K63-linked ubiquitination
Molecular function (GO): ubiquitin protein ligase activity
Source: RefSeq, a predicted model, not a curated record